Molecule: messenger RNA, 4432 nt
Organism: Panthera uncia (snow leopard)
Lineage: Eukaryota; Metazoa; Chordata; Mammalia; Carnivora; Felidae
Gene: PTEN
Product: phosphatase and tensin homolog
Exons: 8
Coding region: 1-1104 (367 amino acids)
Biological process (GO): cell motility; phosphatidylinositol dephosphorylation; regulation of phosphatidylinositol 3-kinase/protein kinase B signal transduction
Cellular component (GO): cytosol; cell projection; plasma membrane
Molecular function (GO): phosphatidylinositol-3,4-bisphosphate 3-phosphatase activity; protein tyrosine phosphatase activity; inositol-1,3,4,5-tetrakisphosphate 3-phosphatase activity
Source: RefSeq, a predicted model, not a curated record
AUGAAUGUGCUUAUUUUUGUUAAUGGUGGCUUUUUGUUUGUUUGUUUUGUUUUAAGGUUUUUGGAUUCAAAGCAUAAAAACCAUUACAAGAUAUACAAUCUGUGUGCUGAAAGACAUUAUGAUACCGCCAAAUUUAACUGCAGAGUUGCACAGUAUCCUUUUGAAGACCAUAACCCACCGCAGCUGGAACUUAUCAAACCCUUUUGUGAAGAUCUUGACCAAUGGCUCAGUGAAGAUGACAAUCAUGUUGCAGCAAUUCACUGUAAAGCUGGAAAGGGACGAACUGGUGUAAUGAUUUGUGCAUAUUUAUUGCAUCGGGGCAAAUUUUUAAAGGCACAAGAGGCCCUAGAUUUCUAUGGGGAAGUAAGGACCAGAGACAAAAAGGGAGUAACUAUUCCCAGUCAGAGGCGCUAUGUUUAUUAUUAUAGCUACCUGUUAAAGAAUCAUCUGGAUUAUAGACCAGUGGCACUGUUGUUUCACAAGAUGAUGUUUGAAACUAUUCCAAUGUUCAGUGGCGGAACUUGCAAUCCUCAGUUUGUGGUCUGCCAGCUCAAGGUGAAGAUCUAUUCCUCCAAUUCGGGACCCACACGACGGGAAGACAAGUUCAUGUACUUCGAGUUCCCUCAGCCGCUGCCUGUGUGUGGUGACAUCAAAGUAGAGUUCUUCCACAAACAGAACAAGAUGCUAAAAAAGGACAAAAUGUUUCACUUUUGGGUAAAUACAUUCUUCAUACCAGGACCAGAGGAAACCUCAGAAAAAGUAGAAAAUGGAAGUCUAUGUGAUCAAGAAAUUGAUAGUAUUUGCAGUAUAGAGCGUGCAGAUAAUGACAAGGAAUAUCUAGUACUCACUUUAACAAAAAAUGAUCUCGACAAAGCAAAUAAAGACAAGGCCAACCGCUACUUUUCUCCAAAUUUUAAGGUGAAGCUGUACUUCACAAAAACAGUAGAGGAGCCAUCAAAUCCAGAGGCUAGCAGUUCAACUUCUGUAACACCAGAUGUUAGUGACAAUGAACCUGAUCAUUAUAGAUAUUCUGACACCACUGACUCUGAUCCAGAGAAUGAACCUUUUGAUGAAGAUCAGCAUACACAAAUUACAAAAGUCUGAAUUUUUUUUUUUUUAUCAAGAGGGAUAAAACACCAUGAAAACAAACUUGAAUAAACUGAAAUUGGACCUUUUUUUUUUAAUGGCAAUAGGACAUUGUGUCAGAUUACCAGUUAAUAGGAACAAUUCUCUUUUCCUGACCAAUCUUGUUUUACCCUAUACAUCCACAGGGUUUUGACACUUGUUGUCCAGUUGAAAAAAGGUUGUGUAGCUGUGUCAUGUAUAUACCUUUUUGUGUCAAAAGGACAUUUAAAAUUCAAUUAGGAUAAAUAAAGAUGGCACUUUCCCAUUUUAUUCCAGUUUUAUAAAAAGUGGAGACAGACUGAUGUGUAUACGUAGGAAUUUCUCAUUUUGUGUUCUGUCACCAACUGAAGUGGCUAAAGAGUUUUGUGACAUACAGGUUCACAUCCUACCCCUCUGCACUUGUGGCAACAGAGAAGUUUGCAGUUGGCUAAGAGGAGUUUCUCGAGGGUUCCGCUACAUUCUCAUGCAUGUGUUCGGGUCGGGGAUGGAGAGGGAGUGCUCAGAAAGGGAUGGGUUUCACGCUGGACUCUGGACCGUAUGCCGUCUCCAGCUAUUUCCACGCACCUUUCUUUAGCAUGCUACAGUUAUUAAUCUGGACGUUUGAGGAAUUGGCCGCUGUCACUGCUUGUUGUUUUGUGCAUUUUUUUUUUUUUUUUUUUAAGCAUAUUGGUGCUAGAAAAGGCAGCUAGAGGGAGUGAAUCUGUAUUGGGGUACAGGAAUGAACCUUCCACAACUUGUUAAGAAUCCACAAAUGAAGGGAUAUAAAAAUAAUGUGGUCAUAGAUAAGAAACACAGCAACAAUGACUUAACCAUAUAAAUGUGGAGGCUAUCGACACAGAAUGGGCUUGAAACAUUUUAAAAAUUGACAAUGACUUAUUAAAUAUGUUUUCUCACUUGUAGUGACCGCUCCAUCUCCUGUGUAAUCAAGGCCAGUGCGAAAAGUCAGAUGCUAUUAGUACCUACAUCAGUCGACUGCAUACACUUACGUUAUUAGUUUUCAAUCAUAUACCUGCUGUGGAUGCUUCAUGUGCUGCCUGCAAGCUGCUUUUUUUCUCAUUGAAUAUAAAAUAUUUUGUAAUGCUGCACAGGAAAUUUCAAUUUGAGAUUCUACAGUAAGCGUUUUUUUUCUUUAAAGAUUUAUGAUGCACUUAUUCAAUCCGAUAGCUGUCAGCCGUCCCACCCUUUUGACCUUACACAUUCUAUUACAAUGAGUUUUGCAGUUUUGCACAUUUUUUAAAUGUCAUUAACUGUUAGGGAAUUUUACUUGAAUACUGAAUACAUAUAAUGUUUAUAUUUAAAAGGACAUUAUUUGUGUUAAAAAGGAAAUUAGAGUUGCAGUAAAUUUUCAACACUGCACAAAUAAUAAGGCAUUUACUUCUUCAGUAGAAAUUGUCCCACAUAAUGCUUUUAUCGAUUUUUAUUGAAAGAAUAGAUUUUUUUUCUUUUAAUGUGCAGUGUUGAAUCAUUUCUUCAUAGUGCUAGAGUUAGGACUAGGGCUUCAAUUUCACUUCUUAAAUAUCAUAUAUUUGAUAUGCCCAGACUGCAUAUGAUUUUAAGCAGAAUACAACUACUAUUGUAAAGCUAAUGUGAAGAUGUUAUUAAAAAGAAGUCCCCCCCACCCCCGAAAUUUGGUGUCUUUCAAAUUCUACCCUGACCUUGAAACAUUGAAAUAUCCAGCCAGUUGAUUUCUUAAUGGUGUAAAAUCUCAUUUUCAAUAACUUCUUGGUGCUGAAAUUGUUCACUAGCUGUGGUCUGACCCUAGUUAAUUUACAAAUACAGAUUGCAUUAGGACCUAUUAGAGCAGCAUUUUUAGAGUUUGAUGGUGAACAGAUUAGGCAGAACUUCAUCAAAAAUAUUCUUGGUAUAUAUAAUGUUGACAUGUUUUCCAUACCUCAUCAGUUUCAUUCAACGAAUAAAAAAUUUUUAAAUUUUUAACAAAGCUCUUAGGAUUUACACAUUUGUAUUGAAACAUUGAUAUACAGAGAACUGAUUGCUCACCAGUUAAAUUGGUAAAGUUAGAGACAACUGUUGCUAAGAUCUCAGCAUUGAAAUUUAUAUGCCACCUUUUCUUUCGUAAAAGCUGAAAAUUGUUGACUAAAAUGAAAAUCAACUAUUCAUGUUUUGAUGAUAGUUAUUAAUACUGUUAUUUGUUACACUUUUGGGCACAGUAUAUAUUAAAACAUAACUUGUGUUGUUCCAAUAUGUAACAUGGAGGGCCAGGUCAUAAAUAAUGACGUUAUAAUGGGCUUUUGCACUGUUAUUAUCUUUCCUUUGGAAUGUGAAGGUCUGAAUGAGGGUUUUGAUUUUGAAUGUUUCAAUGUUUUUGAGAAGCCUUGCUUACAUUUUAUGGUGUAGUCAUUGGAAAUGGAAAAAUGGCAUUAUAUAUAUAUAUAUUAUAUAUAUAAAUAUAUAUUAUACAUACUACUCCCCUUUAUUUCAGUUACCAUCCCCAUAGAAUUUGACAAGAAUUGCUAUGACUGAAAGGUUUUUGAGUCCUAAUUAAAACUUUAUUUAUGACAGUAUUCAUAAUUAGCCUGAAAUGCAUUCUGUAGGUAAUCUCUUUGAGUUUCUGGAAUGUUUUCUUACUUAGACUCUUUGGAUGUGCAGCCGCUUACAUGUCUGAAGUUACUUGAAGGCAUCACUUUUAAGAAAGCUUACAAUUGGGCCCUGUACCAUCACAAGUCCUCUGUAGCUCCUCUUGAACAUUUUUUUUUGCCAUAAUUAUUAAGGCGUAGUUGAAGAAGUAGCAUCACCAUUCUUUGCUGUGGCACAGGUUAUAAACUUAAGUGGAGUUUACCGGCAGCAUCAGAUGUUUCAGCUUUAAAAAGUAAAAGUAGGGUACAAGUUACAUGUUUAGUUCUAGAAAAUUUGUGCAAUAUGUUCAUAACGAUGGCUGUGGUUGCCACAAAGUGCCUCGUUUACCUUUAAAUACUGUCAAUGUGUCGUGCAUGCGGACGGAGGGGUGGAACUGUGCACCGGAGGGCUCGAACUGCAGUGUCUGGCCCAGCUGCCUUCUACCCUGCCAGUUCAGAAGUUCAAUCUGUUUUCAUAUCGAUUAUAUAUACUAAAAAAUUUCAGUCUGUUAAACAGCCUCACUCCGAUUCAGCCUCUUCAGAUACUCUUGUGCUGUGCAGCAGUGGCUCUGUGUGUAAAUGCUAUGCACUGAGGAUACACAAAAAAAUACGACGUGUACAGGAUAAUGCCUCAUACCAAUCAGAUGUCCAUUUGUUAUUGUGUUUGUUAACAACCCUUUAUCUCUUAGUGUUAUAAACUCCACUUAAAACUGAUUAAAGUCUCAUUCUUGUCA